This is a messenger RNA of Drosophila rhopaloa, 3336 nucleotides long. RefSeq names its product tubulin polyglutamylase TTLL4 (gene TTLL4B). Gene Ontology annotation, molecular function: tubulin-glutamic acid ligase activity; tubulin binding. Gene Ontology annotation, biological process: protein polyglutamylation; microtubule cytoskeleton organization. Gene Ontology annotation, cellular component: cilium. Lineage: Eukaryota; Metazoa; Arthropoda; Insecta; Diptera; Drosophilidae. The transcript is spliced from 8 exons. The coding region runs from base 192 to 3158 and encodes 988 amino acids. The record is from RefSeq and is a predicted model, not a curated record.
UUUUAUUCAGCUGCAAACAAACAUUCAAGUACUGCAAAUAUAUAUAGAACAUAUGUGGGAAAUGCUUUUUAGAUCGAGUCCUCGAGUCGAUAACUGUCUAUUAGUUCUCGGUUUGUUUGUGUAAUUAAACAAAAUUUGUUGUGCGCAUGUAAAAAAAAUAUAAAGUUAUCCAAAUUAUCUGUGAACUCAAUAUGGCUCAGAUGACCGAGAAGAGGACCACGUCGGCACGAUCGGGAACGGCCGCCAAGGAGAACCACAGUUUGACGGGUCGGCACAACCAGAAUCAGAGCCUCCACAAUCAGGGUCACCAGCGCAGCGGCAAGGGCAUCGAGAUCCUCGACUUCCACGAGUCCUGGCUGGAGGAGGUGGAGCUUUACAAGGACAAGAUGGUCAUGUGCAAGAAGCUGGCCCACCACAAUCACGUUCCGGCCUCGACGCAACACUUUCAGCCACACCUUACAGCCCCGAUUCGAAAUCAGGGCCGAGCCAUCCCCUCCAGCACUCCACUGCAUCGCAGCGCAGCUGGUGGAGGAUCGACUUCAGCAUCCGUUUCCGCCUCCGCUCGCUCUUCGCCGCCCGGCCAAAAGCAAAGGUCCCCGCCAUCGCCGCGGAAACGCCUGACGCCGGAGAAAGCGGCCGCCCUGGGAGGUGGAGCAUCCAAGUCCGCCGCGCAGCGCAUUGUCAUCCGGGGAUCCCCGCCCAACAACUCGCCACCCAAGGUCGCCAUGACGCCCCCAAGUCCGACUCCCGUCGUGGCCAACAGCGUGCUCCAAUCGGAGCCAUACAAGAAAGUCCAGAUGCUAUUAAAGCGCGCGAGGGAGGAGGCCUUCGCCAAGCACUCGGUGGGCAGCUCAGGCGGCAAUGGCAACGGACCCAAGCGCUCCAGCCUCAGUCCGCCCAUCCAGGCCAAGGUCGCCCCCUCGAGCAUAUCCUGCUCGAGCACCCAGACCCUCAAGCCAUCGGCGCCCAGCAAGAUCGUGGUGAACUCGUUCCACGGCAGCAGCAUGCUGAGUGGCCAGCAGCAGCAGGAGGAGAAGAGCCGGCUGCUCACCCAGAACGGACUGACCAAGUCGGCGGUCAGCGCCUUGGAGACGAGCCUCUACGCCUCGCUCUACGCCCAUGGACCCCAGAACAGCCAGCAGCAGACCUACAGCCAGCGGAUUCCCGCCGGAGAUCAUGGCCUGCCGUAUGUGGGAGUCUCGCUGAACAAGGGAGCCGGACACGAUCACGACCGGAGGCACGAGGACGAUCCCUGUGCAGCCAUCGACGACAUUAAUAACUACGAUGAUUCGGACUCGGAGGAGGAGUACGUGGGCACGCCGUUUUUCCUGGAGGAGGACAACACGGAGACGCGCCAGAGCAAGCACACUCGCCUGCUGCCGGAGAAGACGCAGUCAAAGGAAUCCGUGGCCACCACAGACUCAGAGGCGUCGGUCUACUUCCGUCCGGAGGCUAUCCUCUCGCCCAGCCUUUUCCCGCAUGUUCCGCCGUACCUGAACUUUACGUCGCACGCGGACAAGGGUCCUCCCAUGCCGGCAGCCCUGCAUCGAGUGCUCAAAUGGAAGCUCAGUCCCGUGAUGCCCAAGAUUGUCAAGCGAGUGGUGCUCAAUUCGGGCUUCCGCAUCAUCAAGAACACCACCGAUUGGAUGGCCGUGUGGGAGAAGCACAUGAAGAGCCCUGGAUUCAGGACCAUUCGAUCGCACCAGAAGUACAACCACAUACCUGGAUCGUUCCGAAUUGGGCGGAAAGACACCAUGUGGCGCAGCAUCUACAACAAUAUGAAGAAAUUCGGCAAGAAAGAGUUUGGCUUUAUGCAAAAAUCCUACAUAAUGCCUGAUGAUCUGGAGAGCCUGCGCCAGGUGUGGCCUAAAAACGCCUCGAAGCUGACGAAAUGGAUUGUAAAGCCGCCGGCGAGUGCCAGAGGAACCGGAAUACGCAUCGUAAACAAGUGGAGCCAAUUUCCCAAGGACCGACCGCUGGUGGUGCAAAAAUACAUCGAACGCCCGCUGCUGAUCAACGACAACAAGUUCGACAUGCGCCUGUAUGUGGUGCUGACCUCGAUCAAUCCGCUCCGCAUCUAUAUGUACAAGGAUGGACUGGCGCGAUUCGCGUCCGUGAAGUACAGCUCGGAGCUGAGCAAUCUCGACGAGCGCUGCAUGCAUCUGACCAACUACAGCAUAAACAAGUUCUCGCAGAACUACGCGAAGAACGAGGACUUCAAUGCCUGCCAGGGUCACAAGUGGACGCUUCAGUCGCUGUGGUCCUGCCUGGAGAAUCGUGGCGUGAACACCAAGCGCUUGUGGGCCACCCUGCGGAAUCUGGUGAUCAAGGGUAUCGUGAGUGGAGAGUCGGGACUGAAUCGCAUGUACCGCCAGAAUGUGAACUUCCGCUACAAUUGCUUCGAGCUCUUCGGCUUUGAUGUGCUGUUGGAUGAGAAUCUAGUGCCCUGGCUGCUGGAGAUCAAUAUAUCGCCGUCGCUGCAUUCGGAACUGCCGUUGGAUCUGCACGUGAAGGGUCCGCUCAUCCAGGCCGUGCUGAAUACGGCUCUGUAUCAGGUACCGCCAAAGCUGAACGAGCGCCAGCAGACGGAGAUCCUGGAGGAGCUGAAUCUGGCCGGUCCGCUGUGCCAUGACAAGCGCAUCUUCACCACGUGUUUGACGGCGGAGGAGGUGCGCAAACACAACCAGUACACCAACCGGAGCAUCGAGUUCCGGGAGGAGUACGUGGACACCAUACUGGACAACCUGCUGCCCGACGAUGUGCGCUGCCUGAUCGUCGCCGAGGACGAGCUGGCCAGGUGCCAGCCGCUGGAGCGGAUCUUCCCCACUGCCGGCACCCAUGUCUACCUGCGAUAUGUGGAGAAUGCGCGGUACUACAAUCGCCUGCUGGACGCCUGGGAGACGAAGUACGCCAAGAACCGGGAGAUGGGCAUUGCCCUGCUGUCGCGCUACUGCCGGGACAAAUACCAUUUGCAGGUAUCGGACGCCGCCAUGGAGAAGGAACCAAAUGUUGCACUUACCGAGAUCGAUAUGUUGCACGUGCGAAAGGAUGAGGUCCUGGACGGUGCCACCACGCUGGCCUUGCUUAAGCCCGCUGCCGUGGACAGCUGCGAGGUGGUGGUGCCCAGUCCCGACGCCUGCAUCGAGAUUAAGUCUUGAAACCUCAGCUGAGAUCGGCCACAUCAAGCGAAUCUGCAAUCGCCACCGCAUAUCGAGAUCAUCAUCAAACGAGUCACUGCUUCCAUUUCCGUUUCCGUUCCCGGCACAAAGCAGCGCCCGCAUCCCGUUCAAAUUCACUUUGGAAUUGUCUCCACCCAAUAAAGUUACUCAACUCCGA